AUGUGCGGCCGCGGCCUGUGGAUGAUCGGUGCCGGCAAGUACGGCCUGUCCUCCGUGAGGCACGGCCUGCCCAGCCUGCUGCUCCUCGUGCUCGCGGCCGCCUCGCUGGCGUGGCUGCUGGAGCUGUCGGCUGCGCUGUCGGAGUUCGCGACCAGCUGUAGCUUCGCCGUGCAGACCUGGUUCUUCUCCACAGAGACGGGGAGGUCCGACCUCCUGGUGGCCCGCGGGUACAUCAGAGGUGUGCGGUACCACCUGGGGACGCUGGCAUGGGGGUCCCUUCUCAUCCCGCUCGCGCGCUUUCCCCGAAUGGCGGCGGCCUGCUGCGGUGCGUGCGAGGGCUCGCGCGACGGCCCCUGCGUGGACCUCGGGCCCGUGGCCCUGCCCGCGCAGGCCCCCGAGGCGCAGGCCCCCGCGGCCGCGGGCCCGCCCGGCGCCCGCCCCCGGGGCGGGCUCCACCGGCUGCACCGGCGCGCCUACGUGGACACCGCCCACGGCGGCCGCGCCUUCUGCGAGGCCUCCGCGAGGGCCGCGGAGGUCAUGGCGCUCGCGGGCGGCCUCGAGGGCGUCAUGCUCAUCUGCAAGGGCGCGGGCGUGGGAGCCAUCGCGACCGCAGGCGCUGCCCUCACGUACGCCUGCUGCAGGUCCCUGCCGAUGUACAGCGGGCCGGAGCGCGCGGAGUACGUCCAGGACCCCAUGUUCCUGGCCACGGCCUCCGCGGUGGCCAGCUUCGUUCUCGCCCUGCCUCUCGCGGGGGUCUUCGACAAGGUGGUGGACACGAUCGUGUACUGCGCCGCCGUCGGCGACAGCCCCAGCGGCGGCGCCGCCCAGCUGGAGGCGGGCCUGCGGCACGCGCUCGAGCUCCGAGGGCGCAGCGGCGAUCUCUAG
Prorocentrum cordatum is the source of this 885-nucleotide messenger RNA. NCBI's taxonomy places the organism in Eukaryota, Dinophyceae, Prorocentrales, Prorocentraceae. The record is from the annotation of a GenBank genome assembly.